AUGGACACGAGGACGGCGACAGCUGAGCUCGGAUGGAUAUCGUUCCCUGCCAAUGGGUGGGAGGAGGUGAGCGGCUACGAUGAGAACCUGAACACCAUCCGGACGUACCAGGUGUGCAACGUGUUCGAGCCCAGCCAGAACAACUGGCUCCUCACCACCUACAUCGACCGGCGGGCGGCGCAGCGCAUCUACGUGGAGAUCCGCUUCACCGUGCGCGACUGCGCCUCCAUCCCCAGCGUCCUGGGCUCCUGCAAGGAGACCUUCAACCUCUACUACCUGGAGACGGACAGGACCGUGUCCGAGGGCGUCAAGGGGGUGGAGUACUGGGCCAACGCGCCUUUUCUGAAGGUGGACACCAUCGCAGCAGAUGAGAGUUUCUCCCAGGUGGAUUUCGGAGGGAGGCUAAUGAAGGUGAACACAGAAGUGCGGAGCUUUGGGCCGCUGUCCAAAGGCCGAGGCUUCCACUUGGCCUUCCAGGAUCUGGGGGCCUGCAUGUCCCUGCUGGCUGUCAGAGUGUUCUACAAGAAAUGUCCCAGCGUGGUUCAGAACUUUGCUUUUUUCCCAGAGACGCUGACUGGAGCCGAGUCCACCUCAUUAGUCAUUGCCAGAGGAAGCUGCAUUCCCAACGCGGAGGAGGUGGACGUGCCAAUAAAGCUUUACUGUAACGGAGAUGGAGAGUGGAUGGUUCCCAUCGGCAGCUGCAGCUGCAAGGCGGGUUACGAGCCGGACAAUGGCAACGUGUGCAGAGCCUGUCCUCAGGGCACCUUUAAGUCCUUCCAGGGGGGAGGACUGUGUCAGCAAUGUCCGCUCAACAGCCGCUCCACCAUCGAGGCGGCCACCCUCUGCAGCUGCUGGAACGGCUUUUACCGCGGAGACAUGGACAGACCUGAGGACGUGUGCACCAGUGUCCCCUCAGCUCCUCGCAAUCUGGUCUCGGUCGUCAACCAGACGUCGGUGCUGCUGGAGUGGCACACGCCGCGGGACACGGGCCACCGCGCCGACCUGUCCUACAACGUGGUGUGCCGCCGGUGCAUCAGCAACGAGCGCCGGGCGUGCCAGCCGUGUGACGACGGCGUGGUGUUCGUCCCCGGGAAGCGGCGGCUGAAGGACACGAUGGCGGAGAUCAGCAAGCUGAGGGCGCACACGUCCUACACCUUCGACGUACAGGCAAUCAAUGGCGUCUCCAACAAGAGCCCGUACCCCGCCCAGCAUCUGUCAAUCAACAUAACAACCAAUCAGGCUGCUCCCUCAGUAGUUCCCAUAAUGCACCAAGUGAGCUCCACCAGCCGCAGUUUCUCCUUGUCAUGGCCACCGCCUGAACAGCCCAACGGAAUUAUCCUCGACUACGAGAUCCGAUACUUUGACAAGUCCCAGUCCUCGCACCUGAACAGCUCGGUGGUCCAGAGCGAGGCGCCCAACAUGGUUCUGGAGGGACUGAGGCCUGGAACCGGCUACGUGGUCCAGGUGAGGGCCCGGACCGUGGCUGGCUACGGAGCCUACAGCAGAGAGAUGCUCUUCCAAACACUCACCGACGAUGAGUAUAAGUCAGAGCUUGGACAGCAGCUCUCCAUGAUUGCCGGCUCUUUAGUGGCUGGAGUGUGUAUCGUCUCAUUGGUUGCUAUCGCCAUCAUCUGUUCCAGGAGACGGCAGCUGAAGGAGAGUUUGUACGGUGACAAGAUGCCACAGUACAACACAGGAGGUACUUCACCGGGGGUCAAGAUCUACAUCGACCCCUUCACCUACGAGGACCCCAACGAGGCUGUGCGGGAGUUUGCCAAGGAAAUCGACCCGUCCUGUGUGAAGAUAGAGGAAGUGGUCGGAUCAGGGGAGUUUGGCGAGGUUUACAAAGGCCGCCUGAAGCCCGUGGGGAAAAAGGAAAUAUCCGUGGCCAUCAAGACCCUGAAGGUGGGCUACUCCGAGAGGCAGAGGCGGGACUUCCUGUCCGAGGCGUCAAUCAUGGGCCAGUUUGACCAGCCGAACAUCAUCAGACUGGAGGGCGUGGUCACCAAGAGCAGGCCCACGAUGAUCAUCACGGAGAUGAUGGAGAACGGAGCUCUGGACUCGUUUCUCCGGCAGAACGAUGGCCAGUUCUCAGUGAUCCAGCUGGUUGGUAUGCUGAGGGGCAUCGCGUCUGGAAUGAGGUACCUGGCGGAGAUGAGCUAUGUUCACCGGGACCUGGCAGCUCGAAACAUCCUGGUGAACAGUAACCUGGUGUGUAAGGUGUCCGACUUUGGCCUCUCACGCUAUCUGGAGGAGGACACCUCUGACCCCACCUACACCAGCUCACUGGGCGGUAAAAUCCCCGUGCGCUGGACGGCUCCGGAGGCGAUCGCCUACAGGAAGUUCACGUCCGCCUCAGAUGUGUGGAGUUACGGGAUCGUCACCUGGGAGGUGAUGGCAUACGGAGAGAGACCUUACUGGGACAUGAGCAACCAAGAUGUGAUAAACGCCAUCGAGCAGGACUUCCGGCUGCCGGCGCCGAUGGACUGCCCGGUCGUGCUGCACCAGCUGAUGCUGGACUGUUGGCAGAAGGACAGGAACGCUCGGCCAAAGUUCCCGGAUAUCGUCAGCAUGUUGGACAAGAUGAUACGUAACCCCGCCUCCCUCAAAGCCGGCACCAACAACAUGGCCCCUCUCUCCAGUCCGUCCCAUCAUCCCCUGUUGGACCGCGGAGCUCCGGACCUGAGCCGGCUGAGCUCGGUGGAGGACUGGCUGGCCGCUCUGAAGAUGACCCAGUAUCGAGACUCCUUCCUGGGCUCCGGUUUCACGUCUCUGCCGCUCGUCACACAAAUCACAGCUGAAGAUCUUCAGAGAAUCGGCGUGUCUCUCGCCGACACCAGAAGAAGAUCCUGA
This is a messenger RNA of Pleuronectes platessa (European plaice), 2853 nucleotides long. Its product is annotated as ephrin type-B receptor 1-like. NCBI's taxonomy places the organism in Eukaryota, Metazoa, Chordata, Actinopteri, Pleuronectiformes, Pleuronectidae. Bases 1 to 2853 code for a protein of 950 amino acids. The transcript is spliced from 19 exons. Gene Ontology annotation, molecular function: ATP binding; protein binding; transmembrane-ephrin receptor activity. Gene Ontology annotation, biological process: axon guidance; cell surface receptor protein tyrosine kinase signaling pathway; protein phosphorylation. The record is from RefSeq and is a predicted model, not a curated record. Gene Ontology annotation, cellular component: neuron projection; plasma membrane.